Molecule: messenger RNA, 2225 nt
Organism: Aegilops tauschii subsp. strangulata
Lineage: Eukaryota; Viridiplantae; Streptophyta; Magnoliopsida; Poales; Poaceae
Product: alpha-1,3-arabinosyltransferase XAT3
Molecular function (GO): glycosyltransferase activity
Source: RefSeq, a predicted model, not a curated record
UGGAUGAUGGAUGGGAUGGGAUGGCGUCGAUAAGUCGGACAGCAGCCAGCAGUUUCGCCAGUUCCCCACCCACUCCUCCCUUCCCCUUCCUUCUUCCCUCCCUCCCUCGGGCCGUGGAGCCCGGUCAGACGCACAAGGACACACGCAACGAGCCAGGACUGACGACUGCGUCUCUCCUCCUUCUUCUCCUUCUCCGCCUCCGCUCAUCUUCCACCACCACUGUCUCUUCUCUUGUUCCUUGCACGCCUCUUUGGUCUCCGUGCGCGUGUUAGGCGGAGAAGCGCGAUGAUGAAGGCGGGGGAGCGGCCCAACUCGAAGCUGCUCCGCGGCGGCCGGCAGGAUUCGCGCCGGUUCCGGCUGCUGGCCGUCGUCGUCGGCUUCUUCAUCGUCUCCCUCACCUUCGUCCUCGUCUCCAAGCCCGACGCCAUCCUCUUCGGCCUGAACGGCAGGCUGCCGGCGGAGCAGGCGCCGGCGUCCAUCCUGAUCCAGCAGAAGGUCAACACGCCCGCCCAGAAGACCUCCACCGACGCCGUCAUCGGUGGAGACCCCAAAGUGGUCGACGAUGAAACCUAUGUAAAGCCAAAAGAGAGGAGAGGCGGCGAGGAGGAGGACCAUCAGGUGCUGAGCGAGCCGGACCCGGCCAGCGGGAUGGCGGAGCCGGCCGCCAACAAGGACGGCGACGCCCGUAAGUCGACCGAGGAGACGUUAGGUGGGGAGAGGAAAGACGUGGAGGACGAGGGGGAGCGGGAGGAGGAGAAGCACGCCAAGGUCACGCUCCCGACCGUCUCCAAUUACACCAUUCAUGACGCCGAGGACGCCGAGAAUGCCAAGCAAGAAGGCUCGAGCUUGAGCACCAACGUCCAGGAGCAGCAGGGGAGCAAGCCGCUGUGCGACUUCUCCAACUUCCGGGCGAACGUGUGCGAGAUGCGCGGCGACGUGAGGGUGCACCCGAAGGCGGCCUCGGUGCUGUUCAUGGAGCCCGAGGGGUCGCGGAGGGACGAGGUGUGGAAGAUCAAGCCCUACCCGCGGAAGGGCGACGAGUUCUGCCUCAGCCACAUCACGGAGCUGACGGUCAAGUCCAGCAAGGUGGCCGCCGAGUGCACCCGGUACCACGACGUGCCCGUCGUCAUCUUCUCGCUCACCGGCUACACGGGCAACCUCUUCCACGACUUCACCGACGUGAUCGUGCCGCUCUUCACCACGGCCGCCCAGUUCGACGGCGAGGUGCAGUUCCUCAUCACGGACAUGGCGCUCUGGUGGACCGUUAAGUACCACACCCUGCUCCAGAAGCUGUCCAAGUACCCCUUGAUCGACUUCAGCAAGGACGACCAGGUGCGCUGCUUCAAGCACGCCAUCGUCGGCACGCACGCCUACAUGGAGUUCACCAUCGACGCCGCCAAGUCGCCGAACGGGGUCACCAUGGUCGACUUCAACCGGUUCAUGCGCGCCGCCUACUCGCUGCCCAAGGCCGCCGCGGCGGCGCUCGGGGAGAGCCCCAGGGUGAAGCCCAGGCUGCUCAUCAUCAAGCGGCACCGGACGAGGAUGUUCCUGAACCUGGAGGAGAUCAUCGGCAUGGCCGAGGAGCUCGGGUUCGAGGUGGUGAUCGACGAGGCCAACGUGAGCUCCGACAUCAACGGCUUCGCGAGGCUGGUGAACUCGGUGGACGUGAUGAUGGGCGUGCACGGCGCCGGGCUCACCAACUGCGUCUUCCUGCCGCAGAACGCGACGCUCAUCCAGAUCGUGCCCUUCGGCGGCCUCGACUGGAUCUCCCGCACCGACUUCGGGAACCCGUCGGAGAUGAUGGGCCUCCGGUACAAGCAGUACGCCAUCACCGUCGACGAGAGCAGCCUCACCGACCACUACCCGAGGGACCACAAGAUCUUCAAGGACCCCAUCUCCUUCCACAAGCGUGGGUUCGAGUUCAUCCGGCGCACCUUCAUGGACAAGCAGAACGUGAGGCUCGACUGCAAGAGGUUCAGACCUGUGCUGCUGGAGGCACUCGACAACCUCAACCAGUAAUUUUAAGGCAACUUGCCACCCAUUUUUACCAUUCGUUUCGUGAAAUUUGUUGUUCAUUCUCUCAUGGCGUGUAUGUAUGGUCUAAACUAUAGAGAUUUUGUCUAGGAAUUACUCGUGUAAACUGUAUAAAUUAAAUUGCCCGCCGCUGCAAAGAUGGAACAAAAUUCAUUGAAAUGAUAUAGGCCCCUCACAUUGUUUGUCAGGAA